CAGCGCUGGUGGCCCCUCAGCAGUGGGAGGCUGCAGCCUCAGAGGUGUGGAAGGCGGCCCUGAGGAGGCAGGCCGGCUGGGACAUGAAGCCGGCAGAGUGUGGGCAGCCUGCUUCUCAGCACGUCUUACCCUGAGGCCACUCCAAGGCAGCUCACGCCCGGGGAAAGUCACCAUGCUGUCGUGGGUGCCACGGGUCCUGCUGGCCUUGCUUCUGCCCACACUCCUGGCACAUGGACAAGCCAGGCACAGGGAGCACCCCCAGGCUCAGAACACCUCUAGGCCCGCUCUGCUGAGGCUGUCAGAUUACCUCCUGGCCAACUACCAGAAGGGCGUGCGGCCUGUGCGGGACUGGAGGAAGCCAACCACCGUGUCCAUCGAUGUCAUUGUCUAUGCCAUCCUCAGCGUGGAUGAAAAGAACCAGGUCCUGACCACCUACAUCUGGUACCGGCAGUACUGGACAGAUGAGUUUCUCCAGUGGAACCCUGAGGACUUCGACAACAUCACCAAGCUGUCCCUCCCCACUGAGAGCAUCUGGGUCCCAGACAUUCUCAUAAACGAGUUUGUGGACGUGGGGAAGUCUCCAAGUAUCCCGUACGUGUAUGUCGGGCACCAUGGCGAGGUCCAGAACUACAAGCCCCUCCAGGUGGUGACCGCCUGUAGCCUGGACAUUUACAACUUCCCCUUCGACGUGCAGAACUGCUCGUUGACGUUCACCAGCUGGCUGCACACCAUCCAGGACAUCAACAUCUCCCUGUGGCGCUUGCCAGAAAAGGUGAAGCUUGACAAGACUAUCUUCAUGAACCAGGGCGAGUGGGAGCUCCUGGGGGUGCUGACCCAGUUUCGCGAGUUCAGCAUGGAAAGCAGUGGCUGUUACGCAGAGAUGAAGUUCUUCGUGGUCAUCCGCCGGAGGCCCCUGUUCUACACAGUCAGCCUGCUGCUGCCCAGCAUCUUCCUCAUGUUCAUGGACAUCGUGGGCUUCUACCUGCCUCCAGACAGUGGCGAGAGGGUCUCCUUUAAGAUCACACUCCUCCUGGGCUAUUCUGUCUUCCUGAUCAUCGUGUCGGACACACUGCCGGCCACAGCCAUUGGCACUCCCCUCAUUGGUGUCUACUUCGUCGUGUGCAUGGCGCUGCUGGUGGUGAGCUUGGCUGAGACCAUCCUCAUCGUGCGGCUGGUACACAAGCAAGACCUGCAGCAGCCCGUACCCGCCUGGCUGCGGCACCUGGUCCUGGAGCGGGUGGCCCUGCUCCUUUGCCUAGGGGAGCAAACAGCUUCCCGACGGCCCCCGGCCACCCCCCAAGCCUCCAAGACCGAUGACUGCUCAGAUGUGGGGAACCACUGCAGCCAUUUGAGAGGACCCCAGGACUUGGAGAAUACCCCAAGGGGCCGAGGCAGCCCCCCACCACCACCGCAGGAGGCCUCCCUGGCAGUGUGCGGGCUGCUGCAGGAGCUGUCCUCCAUCAGGCAUUUCCUGGAGAAGAGGGACGAGAGCCGAGAGGUGGCCCGGGAAUGGCUGCAUGUGGGCUCCGUGCUGGACGGGCUGCUCUUCCGCAUCUACCUGGUGGCAGUGCUGGCCUACAGCAUCACCCUGGUUACUCUGUGGUCCAUCUGGCAGUAUUCUUGAGUAGGCACAGCCCAGUUGGGGUGUUUUGAGGGAGGGGUAGUAAGGCACUGGUUAGAAUGGGGAUUGAGGAUUUCAGGGCCCAGCAGAUGCCAGGGAUGUUUUCAAGACCCUGUCCAAUGCCAGUAAUUCUGAAGCAGGGCCUUAACUCUUCCCAAAAAGCUUGAUGUUCAAGACGCUUGUACCCCACCCCACCCCCCACCCAACUUAUCAUGGCUUUAAAACAUGCUGUCUUUGAUCUAGAAAAACCCAUGCAUUCCCUAACUUCAUUCUAUUUAUCUGUGUAUCAAGCCUUGAUUUCCCCAUUGUCACUUCCCUGAAUAAGGCACUUUGAAUUUCUGCUCCUCCCCCUUUAGCCUUGUUUUUAGAUACAAAGCAAACCAACUCUCUACUGCACAUGGCUGGUAACACUGCAUUAGGUUUAUUCAACCGUAAUGUUCUCCUUCUUCACCUCACCUGUAGCCACUUCCCUGAACACUCAUGUUCCAUUGGAUGAUGGUGGGGUAGGGGGCGGGUGGGGGUAAUAAAAUACAAUGAAG
Molecule: messenger RNA, 2160 nt
Organism: Panthera uncia (snow leopard)
Lineage: Eukaryota; Metazoa; Chordata; Mammalia; Carnivora; Felidae
Gene: HTR3A
Product: 5-hydroxytryptamine receptor 3A
Exons: 9
Coding region: 173-1624 (483 amino acids)
Biological process (GO): signal transduction; chemical synaptic transmission; regulation of membrane potential
Cellular component (GO): synapse; neuron projection; postsynaptic membrane
Molecular function (GO): neurotransmitter receptor activity; extracellular ligand-gated monoatomic ion channel activity; transmembrane signaling receptor activity
Source: RefSeq, a predicted model, not a curated record